Molecule: messenger RNA, 1758 nt
Organism: Elephantulus edwardii (Cape elephant shrew)
Lineage: Eukaryota; Metazoa; Chordata; Mammalia; Macroscelidea; Macroscelididae
Gene: ETF1
Product: eukaryotic translation termination factor 1
Exons: 13
Coding region: 1-1758 (585 amino acids)
Biological process (GO): cytoplasmic translational termination
Cellular component (GO): cytosol; translation release factor complex
Molecular function (GO): translation release factor activity, codon specific; sequence-specific mRNA binding
Source: RefSeq, a predicted model, not a curated record
AUGGCGGACGACCCCAGUGCUGCCGACAGGAACGUGGAGAUCUGGAAGAUCAAGAAGCUCAUCAAAAGCUUGGAGGCGGCCCGCGGCAAUGGCACAAGCAUGAUAUCACUGAUCAUUCCUCCCAAAGACCAGAUAUCACGAGUGGCAAAAAUGUUAGCAGAUGAGUUUGGGACUGCAUCUAACAUUAAAUCACGAGUCAACCGCCUUUCAGUCCUGGGAGCCAUUACAUCUGUACAACAAAGACUCAAACUUUAUAACAAAGUACCUCCAAAUGGUCUGGUUGUUUACUGUGGAACAAUUGUAACAGAAGAAGGAAAGGAAAAGAAAGUCAACAUUGACUUUGAGCCUUUCAAACCAAUUAAUACGUCAUUAUAUUUGUGUGACAACAAAUUCCAUACAGAGGCUCUUACAGCGCUACUCUCGGAUGAUAGCAAGUUUGGCUUCAUUGUAAUAGAUGGUAGUGGUGCACUUUUUGGCACACUCCAGGGAAACACAAGAGAAGUCCUGCACAAAUUCACUGUGGAUCUUCCAAAGAAAUCUGGGGACAAAGUGAAUGUGGCUGGUCUCGUUUUAGCUGGAUCAGCUGACUUUAAAACGGAACUAAGUCAAUCUGAUAUGUUUGAUCAGAGAUUGCAAUCCAAAGUUUUGAAAUUAGUUGAUAUCUCCUACGGUGGUGAAAAUGGAUUUAACCAAGCUAUUGAGUUAUCUACUGAAGCUCUGGAAAUGGGAGCUGUAGAGAUUCUAAUAGUCUAUGAAAAUCUGGAUAUAAUGAGAUAUGUUCUUCAUUGCCAAGGCACAGAAGAGGAGAAAAUUCUCUAUCUAACUCCAGAACAAGAGAAGGAUAAAUCUCAUUUCACAGAUAAAGAGACAGGACAAGAACAUGAGCUGAUUGAGAGCAUGCCCCUACUGGAAUGGUUUGCUAAUAACUACAAAAAAUUUGGAGCUACUUUGGAAAUUUUCCCAUGCCAUGAUGCUCCCAAACAUCCACAGUGGAUUUCAGGGCUGAGUGCCAAGGCAAAACUUAAGAUCCGUGCCAGCUUCUCUCUUGGUGCCAGUAUGAAUGAAUGCCAGCUGGACUCCCACCUGCCAAGUCCCCACCCUGAUGAAGACUUCACUACAGGGAUGCAGGAGCUCACUAGCCAAGCAGGGAUCUCCCAGCCCGCCAGAAGCGAGCCCCGCCUCUUCACCCCCAGUUGCCCUCAGCCUAGAGCAGGAGCGGGUGGUGACUGCAGGGGACAGAGGCAGAGAACAGAGGGCAGGAACCAGUACACUGAGGGCCUGGACUCUAUGGACUACAUUACCCACAAUCCCAGCUCGGAAGAGGAGGCUGCUGAGGGCCUGCAGCCUUGGAUAGGAAAACAAGGGCCCCACGCUCGGAAACCAGCCGAGUGCAGUUCUGCUCGGCGCCACACGAGGUCAUCCCGAUCAGGCCAAGAUAGCUCUCAGGCUGGGCCAGGAAACACAGUAGGGAGAGCCUUAUGGGGGCCUGCUGGUGGCCGCUGUGGGGAAACCAGAACUAGUAGGCUGAGCAAAAGGGGGACAGAGGGUUCUCUGGGCUGGGGAAAGGCAUCCAGUGGGCCCACCUCCAGAUCUCAGCCCACUGAGGUGUCCAUCUGGCCCAGCUGUGGCUCCUUUCCGCCCUCUGCAGAAUCAAACUACCCUUGCGGGCUUCUGGGGCCUGUGACCCUCUUGACCAUGAAGCCACAACAGGUAGAGAAGCCAGCGUCAGCUGCUAAAGUCGGAGACCCAUGUCCAUAG